Tilletiopsis washingtonensis is the source of this 471-nucleotide messenger RNA. RefSeq names its product Clavaminate synthase-like protein. Lineage: Eukaryota; Fungi; Basidiomycota; Exobasidiomycetes; Entylomatales. The coding region runs from base 1 to 471 and encodes 156 amino acids. The record is from RefSeq and is a predicted model, not a curated record. Gene Ontology annotation, molecular function: 2-oxoglutarate-dependent dioxygenase activity. The transcript is spliced from 3 exons.
AUGGUCGGAUACGUAGCGCAACAGCCGCUUUCUGAGCUGCCAGAGCUCGAGGCUGACGUGCCGAUGCUGCCACACCUCAAGCUGGCAACGCAGGAUUGGGGGCGCAUGCUCUGGGUUGGCGGUGCCGGCACAUUCACGCCGCUCCAUCGCGACCCACACCACAAUCUCUUCUCGCAGCUCGUCGGGCGCAAGCGCGUGCAUCUCUUCCCUCCUGCCUGCGCGGCACACCUCCAUCUUCAUGCUGGUGGGCCGCUGCAGAACACUUCGCGGAUCGGGUCUGAAGAGCCCUUUCUGCAAGCGCAAUCGGACGGUGCCGAGACCGAGCUAUGGGACAUCGAACAAGCGCUGAGCCACCCGGACGCCAAACAUGUCGUGCUGGAGCCGGCAGACGUGCUGUUCAUCCCGAAGAAGUGGCUGCACUGCGUCGCGGGCCUCGACGACAGCGCCAGCGUCAAUGCUUGGUUCCACUAG